AUGUCACAACAGCAACUUCCUGCGGAGCUACUAUCAUACAUCGUCUCCUUCGCGACGACUGAAACAUUGGCCAAUGUAGCCCUCUGUUCGAGAGAAUUCUACGAUUUCGCGCUGCCUUACCUCUACGAGACGCUGGACGUUCGACCACGGAGAGCAGUGGGCCGCCGUCACCACCACGACCGCUUUGGGCUCGGCCGCCUGCUGGAAUUGUUCAUGAAGAAGCCUCAAAUCGCCGUUCUUGUUCGGAAACUCAGCAUAUGGCCAGCUUUUACAAACAAUGCUGGACAUGGGGUUUACCAAUGUCGAUGCGGCAAGUACGCCAUGAUUUCCGAACAGAGGGAUUUACCAGACCACGUAGAGCAGCUGCUGGCAGCCCUCGAGGACUACGACCGCAAGUUCUGGGAGCUACCUAGCCUGGAAGAGGCCUAUAUCGCCUAUAGUGAGGAUGCCAUGUUGGCUUUCCUCCUGUGUACAUUGCCACGGCUGAAGUCGAUAGACCUCGCUACAGCUAUGAACAUGGAGUGGGUACCCAAAGUCGUCGCCCUCAGGUGUGCUUACCAUACUCUGGUGUCAACCUCUCAGCAGGAGCUCGAGGAUGCCCUGCCUCUUCGCUUCAGACCAGUCGCUGGUCUCCCAAUGUUUCCCGAACUGCAAGAUGUCCGCUGGAGCAGUACAGGACCCGAGCACAGUAACCUUCUUGAAGAGAUGUUGGACAUAUCCUCCGCAAAGCGAAUCUCUUGUGACAACUUCCGGAGUGCCAACGGUGUACACAACCCUUGGGGCCACCUACCCAGAGAUGAGAAAGGACUCCGCAAAUUGAAGCCUGCCAGCUCCAACAUGGAAAAGCUCGAGCUGCGUUAUUGUGAGCUGAACAAUUCUGACAUGAGUGGAGCGCUGCGGUUCCCCAAGGCUCUCAAAAGCUUCGUCUACGAGAUCCACCCGGAGCACAUUGAGCAGUCUAGAUCGGACUAUCAGCAGCUUCGCCAAAGUCUAGGCCAGCAUGAACAGAGUCUGGAACACCUCUGCCUUGACGCCGACGACAACGAUUGGCCUUACCUUCCAACAUUUGACACGCCGUGGAUCGACAGCUUGCAGAGCUUUCAGAAGCUCACCCAUGUGCGCUUGUCGGCCGGCUUAAUAUUCAAUCAGCUUGCCCUGAAGCCGACGCCCGGUUGGGAGUCGUUGGAAGACUUUGCCAAUGCAGGGUCGCCAGAAACCGUCUUCAUGGAACUGCUGCCGCGCCACAUCGAAACGUUCGAGCUCGGGGUGGGCGACGCUUUCGUUGACCGGACUUGUGCUUCGCUAGAGCAUUUGCUGUCGCAUCGUGCGAGUGUUCCUGCGUUAUCGAGCGUUAGCUUGGAUGUCAGGAAGAGCUCAGCUGCGAUCUAUCGAGAACGCUUGUUCCGGACUCUUCCGCAGCUUGGUCAAGACAAUGGUGUUCGAGUCAGCAUCCGAGAGCGGUACAGCGAAGACAUUUUCGUUACCGAGCCUUACGGGGCUUCCCUGCCCGGACCGGAUACCCUGUGA
Messenger RNA from Saxophila tyrrhenica, 1527 nucleotides. RefSeq lists its product as uncharacterized. The coding region runs from base 1 to 1527 and encodes 508 amino acids. The record is from RefSeq and is a predicted model, not a curated record. The transcript is spliced from 2 exons. Gene Ontology annotation, molecular function: protein binding. Lineage: Eukaryota; Fungi; Ascomycota; Dothideomycetes; Mycosphaerellales; Extremaceae.